AUGGAAGGAGUAGGAGGUCGGUUAGGAAGGUCCUCGACUCGUUACGGAGGACCUGCGACGGUGUUCACAGGUCCGGUGAGGAAGUGGAAGAAGAAGUGGGUUCACGUCUCUCCCUCCUCUGCCAAGAAACAUAACCACUCCUCCGCUGCUUCAGACAGCGCUGAUGGAUCGCAUUUGUUGUUCUUCAAGUGGGCUCCAUUGUCUCAGAAUGGAAACGGGAAUGAAGAUGGUAAAAGUGAGAGUCUUUCUCCGAGUGAAGACCCUCUGGUGGUCGCAGCAGCAGAAGAGGAUCCUCCACGGAGGCGCAGAUUCAAAUAUGUUCCGAUCGCAGUACUUGAGGAGCAGAAGAACGAAGUUACAGAAAUUGAGGAAGAUGAUAAGGUUGAAGAAGAAGACGACAAGAUUGAGGAGGAGGAGAAUAAAGAAAAUGAGGAAGACGCAAGUGCAGCAGAGCCAAGCGAGAAGAAAGCACAAGUUGAGGAAAAACCAGACAUGAAUGAUGUUCCCAUGGAUGAUAAUCAGGAGGAAGAAAAAACAGUGCGACAAGAUCUGAACGAAAGCACUAAGGAUUCAGGACUCAACUUGAAUGCGAACGAUGUAGAUGUAGAUUCUGAAAACAAUCCGAAAGGGGCCGAGAGCCAUUAGAAGAGAGAUAAACUGGCGUCUGCAACUCGGGUUUGGCUCUUCUGUCCUCAACUUUUACUGUAGUUAGGAACAAAGACAAACAUAAAAGUAGAAAACAAUUGUCUGUACGUCCCACGGCUUGUUCUUUUUUUUUUUUCCUUUUGAUGAACAGACUCAUUCAUUCGGAACUAAACAUUUGAUUCAUAGAAGAUUCUUGUUUUUCUUUGUCUGAAUUUUAGUUUGAUGAAGUAUUUAGAAGGUUUUGAGUAUGUAUAAUGCACUUUGUAGCAUAUGAACAAAGCUUUUGACCUCAUUGAUCAUUUCAG
Molecule: messenger RNA, 950 nt
Organism: Eruca vesicaria subsp. sativa (arugula)
Lineage: Eukaryota; Viridiplantae; Streptophyta; Magnoliopsida; Brassicales; Brassicaceae
Source: the annotation of a GenBank genome assembly